Aspergillus fijiensis CBS 313.89 is the source of this 327-nucleotide messenger RNA. RefSeq names its product PHF5 family protein. Gene Ontology annotation, cellular component: precatalytic spliceosome; catalytic step 2 spliceosome; U2 snRNP. Gene Ontology annotation, biological process: mRNA splicing, via spliceosome. NCBI's taxonomy places the organism in Eukaryota, Fungi, Ascomycota, Eurotiomycetes, Eurotiales, Aspergillaceae. The record is from RefSeq and is a predicted model, not a curated record. Bases 1 to 327 code for a protein of 108 amino acids. The transcript has a single exon.
AUGUCCCGCCACCACCCCGAUCUCGUCAUGUGCCGCAAGCAGCCCGGCAUCUCCAUCGGCCGCCUCUGCGACAAGUGCGACGGCAAGUGCCCCGUCUGCGACUCCUACGUGCGCCCGACCACCCUGGUCCGCAUCUGCGACGAGUGCUCCUUCGGCAACUACCAGAACAAGUGCAUCGUCUGCGGCGGCGAGGGGAUCAGCGACGCCUUUUACUGCUUUGAGUGCACCCGCCUGGAGAAGGACCGCGACGGGUGCCCCAAGAUCAUCAAUCUGGGCAGUUCGCGGACGGACCUGUUCUACCAGAAGAAAAGUUUUCGAAAUCAUUGA